CCUCGCUUAAUUUGUGUUAAAACCCCGCGGGAGGAGCGCUUAUCAACAACGGUGGCGAGCAUUCUUUAAUUACCGUAACUCGUGCUAAUUCGACACAGUUGCGUUUAGUUUGUCAACGCUGGUAGUAAAGCGACCGCAGUAUACAGCAGUUUUUAAGCGAGAAUUUUCGUCCAGUUACCCGAAAAGUCCCGUAUACGGUGGACAGGUGCCUGUUACCGUCCAGGAAUAAACAAACAGGCAUGUGUAAGCAUAAGCCACAAUCUUACUGCUAUGUUUACCAAUCGUAAAAAGGCAAGUUCUCAAAACCCACUACGUCACCUUUAGAUAGUAGAAUUUGAACUCUGUUUUUUUUCAGUCUCAUUUCAGCUGAUUCUGGGUCCGUGUAUUUCUUGUAUGUAGGGAACAUUGUAGCUGUUAAUAUCUGUGCUUAAAAUGACAACGACGAUGGAUAUGGUUUCGCUAAAUCUGACGGUCAGUACAAUGGCAACAAUACAAGACGAUAACUUCCCUUCUUACACGUCCAACAUUGUGAUUUCUGGCGUCAUCGGUACAUUACUUCUAAUCGGGGCUCUUGGCAGCUUUUCCACGAUGCUCGUAAUUCUCAUCAAUAGAAGUUUACAUACUAAAGCAAAUUUCUUCAUAUUCAGUCUCUGUGUCUCGGACCUCAUCUCUGCAUUCGUGUGUUCCCCACUAUGGUUGUAUAGGAGGACAUGGGGGUUUGAUAGAUGGCAAUGGGGAGAGUUUCUAUGUAAAUUUUACUGGGUCGUGGAUUACGCUACUAACUACGUUACGUCGAUGCAUAUCGUCGCUUUUGCUAUUUUGCGCUUUGUUGCCAUCAAGCGGCCGUUUUUAGCAAUGAAGAUCUCAAAACGAACAACGUUGGUUUUCAUUUGCGUGCUCUGGGUGGUAGCUAUCUUAUCAGCGUUGCCGCUUUACUUUUUAAUGGGGGUGGACUUUGAAAGAUCGUCCCGAGACGUGGGUAGUGCAUGGCCGUCAUGCUCCAUCGACAGCAGAGAUGGAUGCUGUACCAAUCAAUACAAGAUAUACAUCGACAUCUUAAAUUCGCUCAUGUUUUUUGUCCCCGACAUCUUGCUCAUUGUUAUUUCGCUGAUGAUCGCAAGGUCUUUAAUAGCACGAGACAGGUUUCUGCAGCGUUAUACCUCUAGCGUGCGUUCCAACAAAGCAGUGCUGAAGGAACAGGUCUCUAAAGUCUCCACAAUAUCCUCAAGCAACUUUAACAUCCCUGACUUAAUAACCAACCACUCUGCCGUAGCUGAUGCAACCAGUAUUACGGACAGUGACAUUGAGAAGGCAGACACCAGCGAUGCGCGAUGUCACCAGCAAGUAACUGACGUGUCUUACAGCAACAGCAGCCGAAGAAGGCCAGUUCAGCAGCCUGAAAACGACAUGUUAAUGUACCAUGAGAUAGGUACCUUUGUCCAACUUGGUUUAAUCGUAGUUUGCUUUAUGAUUGGGUAUUUGCCUCAAACUGUGUACCUAAUGUAUUCAACGAACACUCCAAAAGAGUUGAACACGUACUACAGCGAUUACUGGUUCGGUGUUUUUUCCUACCUAUGCGUACGCCUGAGCGAAUGCAUGAACCCUGUUAUGUAUAAUAUGGGCUCCAGUAAUAUUAGAGGCGAAACUGUCAAACUUUGGCGGAAGGUGUUUUGUUGUAAUUGACACCAAGAGAAUCUUGUGUGUGACCCAUGACCUAUACUUAAUGUAUUGGGUAGGCCAUGUGUGACCAUACUCACACUACAGAUACACGGUACAAACCUACACGUUACAAGUUAAACUAUAUUUAAGCUGCUUUGCAAAAGUCAAUACCUAUCUUUCCUUUCUGUAAAAUUCAAAAUUUUCUUUAAUUAUUGAUACAUUUUAUAUAUCACCAAUUGUCCGAAAUACGACAUCCCAAAUUAAAUUUUACGACUCGGUAAAUAUUUUUACACGUUUUGUUUGCACAAGUUUAUGGUCUUCUUCAUAAAACACAACAUGUAAUAACACCAGCCUUUAUAGCCCUUGUAUUCCGUUAUGUAAAUGCCACUGUUAACUAAAAAAGUUCAGGGUAAUCAAUUUCAUGUUUCCUUUCUUUUAUAUAGGUACGACAAUAUAAUACGGUGGGGUAAGAUGGGUUACUGUUAGCACCUAAAGCCCAUAUUUUCCGAUCCGGUAUAAAACAAUUUAACAAGGCUCUUUUUGAAGCGUGAUGUCAUAGUUAAAUAAUUUUGGAAAUAUUCUUUGUUUACUAACAAAAGAGAUGACUGUCUCAUGUUACCCUACGGUAUUAUGUGUAAAUAAUAUAGUAGGGUGGGGGAAGACGGGACACCUUUAGUAGCCUACAUAAUAUCUAAAUAUUCUGACCGAGUUUUUAUUCAAAUAACAACGGUCUG
Messenger RNA from Ciona intestinalis (vase tunicate), 2393 nucleotides. Lineage: Eukaryota; Metazoa; Chordata; Ascidiacea; Phlebobranchia; Cionidae. The record is from RefSeq and is a predicted model, not a curated record.